CGCGCCCAGCCUUUUGGCGACGGUCCUUGGUCCCGGCCGCGGCGGGGGUCGCAGGUUGUCCGGGGUAGGUUCUCCUCGGCGCUCCCCCAUGGAGGAGGCGGCGCUCACGGCUGCAGCCCUGGAUGCUCUCACCUUCUUCUGUACGGCGACGAAGGCGCUGGCCGCGCGAGCUCAAGAGGCGGCGGCCCGUGCGGCCUGUGUGGGCGUGUAAGCGGAGGUGACCGGGGCCAGAUAGUGGAGGGGAAGCCGCAUGGCCGGCCUCCAACUGGGGCCGAGCUACUCUGCCAGGGUUUAAAACUUUAAAUGAGAAUAAAGAGUAUUUACAAGGAAAUGAAAGUGAAUAAGUCAUCUCUAACUGCUUCCAGACUUUUUUUCAUAAGAGAGACCAUAUUAAACUUACAUAUUUGAAGAUUGCAUAAUCCUGCCUCCAGCACCAGUGGUUUCUCUGUUUUGUGAUCAAUGUGACUCACAAGAACUUCUUUAGUAACAAACGAAAUGAUCCAGGGGCGUGGAAAAUAUGACUUUUACAUUGGUCUGGGAUUGGCUAUGAGCUCCAGCAUUUUCAUUGGCGGGAGUUUCAUUUUGAAAAAAAAAGGUCUUCUGCGACUUGCCAGGAAAGGCUCCAUGAGAGCAGGUCAAGGUGGCCAUGCAUAUCUUAAAGAAUGGUUGUGGUGGGCUGGAUUGCUAUCAAUGGGAGCAGGUGAGGUGGCCAACUUUGCUGCAUAUGCCUUUGCACCAGCCACCCUAGUGACUCCGUUAGGAGCUCUCAGCGUACUAGUAAGUGCCAUUCUUUCUUCAUACUUCCUAAAUGAAAGACUUAAUCUUCAUGGGAAAAUUGGAUGUUUGCUAAGUAUUCUAGGAUCUACAGUUAUGGUCAUUCAUGCUCCCAAAGAAGAGGAAAUUGAGACUUUAAAUGAAAUGUCCCACAAGCUGGGAGAUCCAGGUUUUGUGGUCUUUGCAACACUUGUGGUCAUUGUGUCAUUGAUACUAAUCUUCGUGGUGGGACCUCGCCAUGGACAGACAAACAUUCUUGUGUACAUAACAAUCUGCUCUGUAAUUGGAGCAUUUUCCGUCUCCUGUGUUAAGGGCCUGGGCAUUGCUAUCAAAGAGCUCUUUGCUGGAAAGCCUGUGCUGCGACAUCCCCUGGCCUGGAUUCUGCUGCUGAGCCUUAUAGUCUGUGUGAGCACACAGAUUAAUUACCUGAACAGGGCCCUGGAUAUAUUCAAUACUUCCAUUGUGACUCCAAUAUAUUAUGUAUUCUUUACAACAUCAGUUUUAACUUGUUCAGCUAUUCUUUUUAAGGAGUGGCAAGAUAUGCCUGUUGAUGAUGUCAUUGGUACUUUGAGUGGCUUCUUUACAAUCAUUGUGGGAAUAUUCUUGUUGCAUGCCUUUAAAGAUGUCAGCUUUAGUCUAGCAAGUCUCCCUGUGUCUUUUCGAAAAGACGAAAAAGCAAUGAAUGGCAAUCUCUCUAACAUGUAUGAAGUUCUUAAUAAUAAUGAAGAAAGCUUAACCUGUGGAAUUGAACAACACAGUGGCGAAAAUAUCUCCCGAAGAAAUGGGAAUCUCACAGCUUUUUAAGAAAAAUGUAAUUAAAAGGUUAAUCUAUAAUUGUGUUAUAAAGUGAACUUUAAUAUCA
Messenger RNA from Zalophus californianus (California sea lion), 1636 nucleotides. It is a transcript of the gene NIPA2, whose product is annotated as NIPA magnesium transporter 2. The record is from RefSeq and is a predicted model, not a curated record. Gene Ontology annotation, biological process: magnesium ion transport. Gene Ontology annotation, molecular function: magnesium ion transmembrane transporter activity. Bases 496 to 1578 code for a protein of 360 amino acids. The transcript is spliced from 7 exons. Gene Ontology annotation, cellular component: membrane. NCBI's taxonomy places the organism in Eukaryota, Metazoa, Chordata, Mammalia, Carnivora, Otariidae.